This is a messenger RNA of Talaromyces marneffei, 1383 nucleotides long. RefSeq lists its product as uncharacterized. Bases 1 to 1383 code for a protein of 460 amino acids. NCBI's taxonomy places the organism in Eukaryota, Fungi, Ascomycota, Eurotiomycetes, Eurotiales, Trichocomaceae. The record is from RefSeq and is a predicted model, not a curated record. The transcript has 3 exons.
AUGUCGUCGAUAGUCACUGGCGAAAAAUCUCCGUCGAUGAUUCGACGCGUGUAUACAAAUUCUUGGUUUCAGAUAAUCCUGAUCAGCUUUAUUUGUUUCUGCUGCCCUGGGAUGUACAAUGCCCUCGGCGGCCUAGGAGGAUCUGGUCAGGUCGACCCAACAGUCGCAGCCAAUGCUACAGUCGCUCUAUUGGCUGCCACUGCCGGAACUGCUCUUUUUAUCGUGGGACCGAUCUUCGAGCGAGUCGGACCUCGUGUUUCCCUUAUACUUGGCGGAUGGACAUAUGCCCUGUAUUCGGGUAGCUUGUUGAAUUUCAACCACACCAAGAAUGGAGCAUUUGUCAUUGCGUCCGGCGCCCUCCUGGGUGUAGGCGCCGCAUUUCUCUGGGUGGCUCAGGGUGCAAUCAUGACGACCUAUGUUCCAGAGUCUCAAAAGGGCCGAGCCAUCGCUGUGUUUUGGAUUAUCUUCAACCUUGGUGGCGGUGUUGGCUCUCUCGCUAGUUUUGGCCUCAACUUUCAUUCGAAGACCGGCACCGUAUCUGACGCAACCUACAUCGCCCUGCUUGUGAUUAUGCUAGUCGGUUGGGUGUUGGGCCUUUUGAUUUGCAGUCCAUCUUCUGUGCGAGUGAGAGGGUUACGGACAAUUGCAAGCGAGAAGCUUAACUGGCGACAAACAGCCCGGCUUGCACUGCACACAAUCUCUGACUGGAGGGUUAUCUGCAUGUUGCCCCUGUUCUUCUCCGCCAACGUGUUCUAUUCAUAUCAGCAAAACGAUGUUAAUGGCAUGACAUUCAAUAUUCGUACUCGAUCCUUGAAUGGCUCACUUUACUGGAUAGCCCAGAUGCUAGGUGGUCUUAUCAUGGGCUGCUUGCUCGACAUGCCAUGGUUUACUCGUCGAGGUCGUGCUGUGGCCGGCUGGGUGACGCUCUUCGUGACUGGUAUGGCUAUCUGGGGAGGUGGUUACAAGUUUCAGGUUUGGUCUACCCAUCGUCUAGCGCAAGGAUUGAAGCAAGACAUCGACUAUACGAACGGAAGUCUCUCAGCCGGUCCCAUUAUGCUAUAUAUUUUCUACGGAGCAUACGAUGCCCUUUGGCAGUCCUUUUGCUACUGGUUGAUUGGUGCUCAGUCCAACUCUUCCGCUAGAACUGCUAUAUUGGUUGGUGCUUAUAAAACCUUCCAGUCUACUGGAGGAGCCAUGGCAUGGAGGAUUAAUGCCUUGAAGAAACCGGCCAUGACGCAGUUUGCUAUGGACUGGGGUCUUUGUAUCGGUUCGUUAUUGAUUGUCAUCCCCACCGUUUGGGCCAUCACUUCAACGAAUGUGGGCGAGGAUGACGUUGUUGCCGAAGACGAGGUGAAGGAGGAUCUGAAGCAACCUGUACCAUAA